Molecule: messenger RNA, 2474 nt
Organism: Rubroshorea leprosula
Lineage: Eukaryota; Viridiplantae; Streptophyta; Magnoliopsida; Malvales; Dipterocarpaceae
Source: the annotation of a GenBank genome assembly
UUACCAAGAAUUAAUAUUCAUCUUUCUUUCUUCGGUGUGGAAUCCAUGGAAACAGAAGUAGCACCGCCACCUCCAGCCAAGAAGAUGGCAGAGGAACCGGUGGUGGACGGAGAUGAGCUCUCCCCGGUAGAACAAGUCCGUCUGACCGUACCCAACACCGAUGACCCUUCUCUUCCCGUAUGGACCUUCCGCAUGUGGUUCCUUGGUCUCUUCUCAUGCGCCCUCCUCUCCUUCCUCAAUCAGUUCUUCGCCUACCGUGCGGAGCCGCUAAUCAUAACUCAAAUCACCGUUCAGGUGGCGACGCUCCCCAUUGGACAGUUCAUGGCGUCCGUACUUCCCACCACCAAGUUUCGGAUCCCCGGAUUUGGUUCCCGUGAGUUCUCCCUCAACCCAGGUCCGUUUAACAUGAAGGAGCAUGUGUUGAUUACGAUUUUUGCCAAUGCCGGAAGCGCGUUCGGGAACGGUCCGGCGUAUGCUAUUCAUAUCGUUACGGCUAUCAAAGGCUUUUAUCGCCGGAAAAUCUCCUUUUUAGCUGGUUGGAUUAUCAUCAACACCACACAGGUACUGGGGUAUGGUUGGGCGGGACUGCUGAGGAAGUAUGUGGUGGAGCCGGCGCACAUGUGGUGGCCUAGCACCCUUGUCCAAAUAUCCUUAUUCAGGACAUUACACGAAACGGAAAACAACGAUGGAAAACGCCACAUUUCGCGGGUAAAAUUCUUUGUGAUCGCCUUAAUUUGCAGCUUCUGCUGGUACAUCUUCCCCGGUUACCUCUUCCAAACUCUUCAGAGCAUCUCAUGGGUCUGCUGGGCUUUCCCUCAUUCCGUUACGGCACACCAAAUCGGUUCCGGUAGGCACGGACUCGGCAUCGGAGCCUUGACCCUCGACUGGGCGACAGUUUCCUCUUUCUUUUACAGUCCCCUCAUUUCUCCCUUCUUCGCCAUUGUUAACGUCUUCAUAGGUUACGCGUUGAUUAUUUAUCUUGUGAUGCCGAUGGCAUAUUGGGGAUUGAAUCUGUAUGGUGCCAACAGAUUUCCGUUUUACUCAGCGAAUUUGUUCACUUCGCAAGGUCAGGAUUACAACAUUUCGCGGAUUGUUAAUGAAAAUUUCGAGCUGGAUAAGGGGGCGUAUGCAGCAAUAGGAAGGGUCCAUUUGAGCACCUUCUUCGCCCUCGCAUAUGGGUUCGGGUUCGCCUCCAUCGCAGCUACCCUCACUCAUGUGGCAUUGUUUCAUGGAAGGGAAAUUUACCAGAGAUUUCGAGCCUCUUCUAAGGGAAAAGCGGAUGUACACACAAGGCUGAUGAGAAAAUACAAGGACAUUCCUUCAUGGUGGUUUUACUUGCUUCUUGCUGUCACAAUUGCUGUAUCUCUUGCGCUCUGCAUAUUCCGGAAAAGGGAAGUGCAGCUGCCCUGGUGGGGGCUUAUUUUUGCUGCUGCAUUGGCCUUCGUUUUCACACUUCCUAUCAGCAUUAUAACAGCCACGACAAAUCAAACACCAGGGCUAAAUAUAAUCACAGAGUAUAUAAUGGGAGUAAUAUUGCCUGGAAGACCUAUUGCCAAUGUCUGUUUCAAAGUAUAUGGAUACAUGAGCAUGGCUCAGGCAGUUGCCUUUCUUAGUGAUUUCAAGUUGGGUCACUACAUGAAGAUCCCUCCAAGGUCCAUGUUCCUAGUUCAGUUCAUUGGGACCGUGGUAGCAGGAACCAUAAAUGUUGGAGUGGCCUGGUGGCUUCUAGAUUCUGUUGAAAAUAUAUGCAACUCAAACGGUCCUUGGUCAUGCCCUAAUGACAGAGUUUUCUUCGAUGCAUCUGUUAUCUGGGGUUUGGUGGGCCCAAGACGGAUUUUUGGCUCUCUGGGAGAAUACUCUACACUUAAUUGGUUCUUCCUGGGAGGCUUGCUUGGACCCUGCAUCGUUUGGCUCUUGCACAAGGCAUUUCCCAAACAGUCCUGGAUUCCCCUCAUCAAUCUACCAGUACUUCUGAGUGCAACUGCUUACAUGCCACCAGCACAAUCUUUGAACUACACCUCCUGGAUCCUAGUCGGAACAAUCUUCAACUUUUUUGUCUUCCGGUACAGGAAGAAAUGGUGGGAGAGGUAUAACUACGUCUUGUCAGCAGCAUUGGAUACCGGGGUUGCAUUCAUGACAGUUCUUAUUUACUUCUCACUGAGCAUUGAGGACAAAAACUUGCUCUGGUGGGGUUCUAAUAAUGAUGUUUUCCCUGAGCACUGCGAUCUAGCAUCUUGCGCCACUGCAAAGGGUAUAUCAGUUGAUGGAUGUCCUCAAUUUUAAGCCUUGUAUUUCCUUCUAUAGUUCUACUCCAUUUAUGCUAGCUAGCUUGGACUUGGCUAGAGAUUUGAAGUAUUUAUGUAAUAUAUAGGGUAUUUUGUUUUCAUUAUGGUUCUGAAUGGUAAUUUCCAAAAUGAAAAAUCUGGCUUUGAUUACUUUUGUAAAUUCAGCGCUGGGACCUGCAUACCAUUAAU